Sinocyclocheilus grahami is the source of this 1463-nucleotide messenger RNA. Its product is annotated as NADP-dependent malic enzyme, mitochondrial-like. The annotation marks the transcript as partial. Gene Ontology annotation, biological process: malate metabolic process; pyruvate metabolic process. The transcript is spliced from 4 exons. Gene Ontology annotation, cellular component: mitochondrion. The record is from RefSeq and is a predicted model, not a curated record. NCBI's taxonomy places the organism in Eukaryota, Metazoa, Chordata, Actinopteri, Cypriniformes, Cyprinidae. Gene Ontology annotation, molecular function: NAD binding; malate dehydrogenase (decarboxylating) (NADP+) activity.
ACCCUCUUAGAUGAUCCCUUGUACAUCGGCUUAAAGCACAAAAGAGUGAGGGGCAAAGCAUACGAUGACCUCAUUGAUGAGUUCAUGCAAGCUGUCACCGACAAGUAUUUUAAAGGGCAUGUAUGUGUAUCACAGGGAAGGGGCAUAUUUGCCAGCGGAAGCCCUUUUAAAAAGGUCACUUUGGCAGAUGGGCGCAGCUUCUACCCUGGCCAGGGAAACAACGCUUAUGUGUUUCCCGGAGUAGCAUUGGGAGUCAUCGCCUGUGGUGUUCGUCACAUCUCAGAUGACAUUUUCCUUACUACAGCAGAGGCGAUUUCUGACAUGGUUACUGAGGAGCAUCUGGCUGAGGGCAGACUGUACCCUCCUCUGAAGACCAUCAGAGAAGUGUCCUUCAAAAUUGCUGUUAAGAUUGUGGACCAUGCCUACAAACAGGGCAUUGCCUCCUGGUACCCUGAACCCAAAGAUAAAGAGGCCUUUGUUUUAUCCCAAGUCUAUAGCUCUGACUACGACUCCUUCACUCUGGAUCCAUACAGCUGGCCCAAGGAUGCCAUGAAAGUUCAGAACGUGUAGAUUAUUCAUCCACAGCCCACUAAAAAGGAUAUGCUCAUAUCAGUCACAUGCCUUAUUUCUCAGUUCAUAAUCAUCUGACAAUAUACACUCCAGCUCCAGGCCACCCAAUCCUUAAACAGUAGCUGCUCCCACUGAUUUGACACAAGAUGAGCUGUAUCCGCUGAGGGCUAACAGCGAUAAAAAUGUGCAGUGUUCAUUCAAGCUCAAAUUGUCUUCAGAACAGUGGUUCAGUUCAAAAGGAAAAAUGCAGCUACGUUUAAAGCAGUAACAAGCACUUUCCCAAUUAACCAGGCUACUGAAUUAGUGAUCUUCUCCGGUUUAUUAGUUCUAAGUUAGCAUUCUGUAAGUAAUUUCUUUUAUCUCUAACUAGUUAUCCACUCCAAAUAUUUAGUGUUCCUGGAAAUGCAAAUAUCAAUGUAGGGAGAAACUAUUUUUGUACAGCGAAAUAACUUGGACUGCCUGGGUCAAAUGUUUGUAUGAAAAGGGAUUUUCAUUAGGUAGGUAGGUAAAGUAGGUGACUGCAGUGUGAAUUGACUCCUUUUGCAAGUUCAAUUUGUUUUUUGUUUUUUACAAGUUGUCUAUGCCAAAGUUUAUCUAAUUUUAAAUGAAUUAUUGUCAUGUAUCAAUGAAUACUGGAAAUUGUUAGCUUGAGUAUAUCAGUUUAUUUAAGUGUCCACCUGAAAAGCAAGCUAUAUAUGUGUUCAUUGCAGCAUGUGGAAUUGUUUUUAACAUUUCUCCUCAUUUAGAAAUAUGCUUUUGCUUAUUAGUAACGCACAACUAUGGAAUUAUAUUUUCAGAUAUUCAAGGAGAUUUUGAAGGGACAGUGACUUUUAAAUAAACACUUAAAAAAAUAAAUGGGUUUUACGUUUAUUUAAUGAGAGUGAGCUGCUAUC